This is a messenger RNA of Lutzomyia longipalpis, 7621 nucleotides long. Its product is annotated as longitudinals lacking protein, isoforms F/I/K/T-like. Gene Ontology annotation, cellular component: nucleus. Bases 5161 to 7395 code for a protein of 744 amino acids. NCBI's taxonomy places the organism in Eukaryota, Metazoa, Arthropoda, Insecta, Diptera, Psychodidae. The transcript has 8 exons. The record is from RefSeq and is a predicted model, not a curated record. Gene Ontology annotation, biological process: regulation of transcription by RNA polymerase II. Gene Ontology annotation, molecular function: protein binding.
AUUGCGAGUGCGAGAAUCGCGAGGAGAGCGAAGAAAAUCCCAUAAACUCGUUGUUGCUCGAACAAGCCGGACGCCAUUUGCGAAAUUCCAUUUUUUGUUUAAUUUCAAAUAGUAUUAAGUUUGUGAUAUUAAAUGAAGACUGUGCUAAUUAAGGUAAGUGGAUUUACCUUUAUUGUCGCCACCUUUUUGUGCCAUUUGCCAUCGUGGAAAAGUGCUGUGGGGGCGAUAAAAGUGAAUUGAAAAAAAAAGUAGAAUUUUCACAAAGCCGCUGGGGGCCCUCAGGUAUGUUAAAAACCCAAUUUUAUAGCUAAUUUGUGCGGGGGUGGGGUGUGGGUGGGUUUUUCCGGUAUUUUCCAGAUGUUUUCCACUGGGGGUAUUACGUAAUUAUCACGAAAAUCGUGGAAAUUCUCGAUGGCGUCGCGUCCGCCAUCUUGAAUAUGCUUUGUUCGGCAAGCAAAGUUCUCGCUCGAUAUUUGGAAAAUCAGCCAAGAGAAAAUUUGUCGGUGUAUGUGUGAGACAUUCUCAUUUUUAUGUUGGCUGUAUGCGUGGCAUCGGCGCAUAGCGUCAUUCCACGAAUCACAGGGUGUCCCAUCGGGGAAAAUCCAACCAAAGCUUACAACAGGGUGCCCCCGCACAUUUUCCAUCGCGAUGUCCCCUCACAGCACAAAAUUUCCACGAGAAACGGAGAGAGAGAGAGAGAGUGAUAAGGAGGGAGAUAAUUGCGAUAGAUAACCUGUUAUCAGACGCGGAGCUUUUCUCUUCAUCUCACAGCCACAGGCUCCCCUUAUCGCUGAAAAACCGUUGUUUAUUAUUAGCUCAGUCACACGAGAAAAUUUAUCGUUUGAGAAAUAAUAAAUAAAAAAUAAUAUGUAGCAUAUCUCAUGGUCUAGUCGCGAAGAGAAGAACCUCAUUAGUUUCCAACAACUUUGCGUUCUGAGAAAAAUUCUUUCAACGCGAACGAGAGAUUUCCGUUUCCAUUGAGGUUGGUUUUGCUGGCGCAUUUUUUCCCCACGCAAAAGGUUUUCAUGGAGUCGUUUUAUAUUUCAUUGAAGCACGAAAAUAUUAUUCUCGUGCCUGUUCAUGUUGGAUGGUAAUCAAGUCCGGGGCUCCCUAUGGUGGUGGUGCGUCUGCGAGAAUGUAAUUGAAGCCCUAACUUCCUCCCCUUGUCGCAAUAUAUGUAUGCUUUUCCAUCCUGCCGAGUACCCAACUGCGCAAAGGGGAAGCCGGGAAGCAGAAGGGAAGCCAAAAACGUACAAAGAGGAGAGAAAUGAUGCCAUAUGGACACCGGGAGAAGGGCCCUCACGUACAAAAAGGAGACCAUAUAGGGGAAGAAGAAAAAUGAAUGAUAUUUUGUUGCCUGCGAGGGACUCCAAUGGUUGCAUUUUCCCCCAUUUUUAACAGGCAUUGACGACGCGGCAGCAUAUACCUCCCCUAGUUGGGAAAAAAGCCCUCUAUUGUUGAUGUGUAAUUUGAACAUCUGCCGGGGUACCGGGUGCAGAACUUAAAACCGACUCCGCACGUCCGUUUUCCCAACAGCCACACACACGUGAGGUUUCCUCCAUCAUCAGUUGUGUGCCAACUUCCCCCUGCCUGGAUACCCUAACAAUGGGCCCUUUUUACCACGUCCGUCUGUCUGCACAUUUGCCCUAUUGAAAAUGAUAUUUUUCUUUGUUUCCUCUUAGAAAAAAAGCUUAUGUUUAGAAUUUCAGGGAAAAUGAAGCUUUUAACAUAAAGUUUUGCGUAUUAAUUGGUAACUUAAAGACCAUGAGAUUUUGCUACAAAGUUCUAAGAAAUAAAAAAAAAGAAUAAUUAUUUGAUUUAUAAUGAUUUCCCUUUUAAAAUAAAUUGAUUUUCCUAAUUUUUUUGUUAUUCGAAAGAAAAUAUGUUACAAAAUGCGAAAUGAACAAAAUAAUGAUUGAAAAUUCUUUUUAUAAAUGUUGGGUCCUAUUCAGUGAUCAAGAAAUCUUUGAAAUUUGUACUAAUUUUUUUUAGUAUUCAACGUUAUUUUUGCAUUUUAUGACAAAGUUUGUUAUGUUUUUUUUUUAAACUUUUGAUAAAGAAUGAAUACAACUAUCAAAACGUCUUCUUUAAUUGUACGUUAUGAACUAACUCCCACACCAUUUAAGGAUUUUUAGGCCUAAAACUUACGUCAUGAAUCCUAUGUGGGAAUAAUGCCCUAAAUAACAUUCUAAGAUGCCUAAGUCUUAGGUCUGUAUAUGUUAUAUUUUCCUACGAUAAAAUUCUUUGAACAAAUACAAUAUUUACUGUUGAAAUCAACAAAUUAUAUCCCUGAGGAUGAUUUUAUUAUGAAAUUUUGUGAAAUGUAAACAUAAACUGACCUUUUUAUUUAUUUUUAAUCUUAUCAUUAUUUAAUUCAAUGCAUUUAAAAGUCUCAAGCUUCUUAUGUCUUGUAAAGUCUUUUCUGACGAGCAAAACUGAAGUUUAAAUGAAUUUUUUUAAAAUAAGAGUUCAGUUUAUGAUAAAUGCGGUGAAAAAUAUCAUAGGGGUGAACUUGUUCACGUCCUAAUUAAAGAAUUUCCUAUUCAAAGAAUUUAUUUUCAAUAAGAAAACUCUUAAAUACUUAAAGUUCAACCGAAAGUUUUAAGUUUAAAAAGUUUAACGCUAAAAGUUUAAUAAAGCCUGCUGACGUGGACGUGUUGCUAAAGCAAUCCGUAAGAGUAUGCCAACUUGAAAGCUUCCAAUAUAUAGUUCAAAAUAUAAUUUUCUCGCAAUAAAGUUGCAGCAGCAGCAGCGGGUAUGCGUGCCAGGGAGAUGUUUAAUUUGUGCAUCCAUUUGGAGAGUACCCAUUUGGAGUUUUAAAAGUCUGGCUAUGAGAAUUUCAAUGGAUGGUGGUAUUAUAUUGAAAAAGAAAAAAAAGAAGAGAAGAAAAAUAUGCACACGCACUCCGUGAAACUUCACAAGAGCGCUUGGCUGGGUUGAUGUUGAAAAGUGGAAUUUUUCCUCUUCUGCUCGUUUUUCCCUUCUCACAUCUCCCCCAAAGUUGCGCGUCUUUUCCGUCUCUCUUUUCCAUCCAUAUAUAUAUAUCCAAACAACAUCCCAAGGCAAAGUCGAGACAUUCUGAAAUGUAUGUACAUAUAGUAGGUACGUUCUUCUCCUUUUUUAUGUAUAAUUCACCAUGAGAGAUGAGACCGGUAUGCAAUGGUGGUUGUGUGUGCGAAAGAAAGAUGAAAAAUUGAUCUUAUGUCGAGGUAUAACACACCGGGAAUUGUAAGAGCCCACAGAGUGGUCUUCUCCUGAAGCUUCCAACGAAUCUGUGAGGUGUAGAGAGAUACAAAGGGGGGUACACACUGACCAUACUCUCUUUUCUCCCUGAGAUGUUCAACGGGCUGGGGAAAAAAAGGUUCGAGAAACAUAAAAAAAAAGUAAAGAAGAUAAAAAAAUAAGUCAUCCAUAAAUUUUGAUGAGAAGGGGAUGGUAAGAAAAACAGGCAAUAAUAGGGACUUUUAUGGUAGGGGCAUACCUACAUAUAUAUUUUGGAGGUUGGAAAGCCAAAAAGUUUAAGGUAUGAUGGAAGAAAAGAAGAAAAAAGAACACAGACCAACAGGCUUCCACAAAGUUGCUUCGUUGUUGCCUGUAUUAGGAGGAUUUUGAAGAAGAAAAGCAGGCAAAUAAAGAAAAAACUGGGGACUUUUAUGGGUAGAAAAAGAAAUAUUUUAAAAAGAAGUUGAAAAGUUAAAAGGGAUAUGAUGGAGGGUGUCUUAGGGAUCCAAGGUUGGGUUUUGGGUUCUCUUUUUUUUUUCAAGGUUUGUAAAAUUCUAAAGAAAAUGUUUAUACCGAUUAGGGAUUUCUAAGAAGAAAAAUUUGUUACCAACACUUUUAUGUUGUUGGAACAUUGCGGGGGGUGUGAGAAAUGGAGAAUUUGUUAGCAUAGAAAGAGAGAAGAACGCCGCUCUUGGGCAAGUUUCCUCGAUCCACAACAGAAAGUUCUUCAUGAAGAGAGUUUGUUCGUUCGCGUCAGAAAGUUUCAAUGAUGCUUUGCGCACUUGAAGUGAUUUUCAGUGAGACAACACAAAGCGUAUUUGGAGAUGUUGGAGCGAGAGGAGAAGAUGUGAAUUUGUGGAAUUGUACAAAUGAAUGGAAGAAUUUUAUUUGGGUCUCUCCUCCUCAUGAUGGUUGGAUGCUUCAUUGGGGAACAGAGAUGGUAUUAAUGUGCCGUGAAUGAGGGUGAAUGAAAUGGGAUGUGUGUAUAACAUCAUCAAAAAGAGGGGUCCCCUAGGUAUAGUACUAUAUGUAUGUAUACCUCAAUAUCUAUCCAUCUCACUCUCAGCCGACCAACUAUGUGGGUUUUCAAAUGGGAGCUUCACUGUGUGUGGUACCAGGCAACAUCGGGCACAAGUGGGAAUUUUCCCUCGGCCCCUUUUUUCCCAGUACACUCACAUACACAUCUAACUUCUGGCUUGGCUCAUGAAGAGUUCUGGUGCUGCUGAAGCACAGGAGGGGGCGCACACGAUGGCUUGGUUUGGUUCAGAACCAAAACUCUGCUGUUGGGAGAACUUGCCCACCAUAUUGGAUAUUCUCUUUUUUUUUUAAAUUUUCUUUUUUUUUCUUUUCCUUCACCAACGCAUUUUCAUGGAUUUGUGUGCUUUCAGACAGACCAUGAAGACUUGGUGGCUUUUUUGUAUACCUAUGUAUGUAUCAGCGGGUUGAGAGAAUUUUGGUACAAUUUUGUACGUAUAUUUUCACGAAACAAUUGAGAAUCGGGGCACCAAAGAGAGGUGUGUUGUAUAGAGGUUUUCUCUCCCAUGUUUAGCUUUUGCGUGCAAUGGGCCCCCUUGUAUUUGCAAGUAUGUAUGUGUGUAUGUAUGCUGUAGGUGUGUUUGUGUGCCGCAAACGGGUAUGGGGUUUUAUGUGUUUGUAUGCGAAAACGGGUGGAUUGAAAAUUUUUCCUUGCACGAUCCUCAAAGUUGUGUGACGCGUUGAGGUGAAAGGACGAAAAAUUUUCAUUGCUGUGGCGCAGUAUUAUAUUUACAUACAUAUAUACAUAUAUAGAGAAAAGGGAGAACAAAAGAAAGGAGUUUGUUUCAUAGAUGAUGAAAUAGUGACCUUAGUUGUAUCGUGGAACAAAGAGUGAUUGCCCUAAAUGACAAAAGGAUAUUUUUUCAUUAAUUCAAGCGAAGGAAGUUUUCGGAAAAACUAAAAAUGGACGAUGAUCAACAGUUCUGUCUACGAUGGAACAAUCACCAGAGCACACUCAUAAGUGUGUUCGACACACUUUUGGAAAAUGGAACGCUAGUUGAUUGUACAUUGGCGGCGGAAGGGAAAUUUUUGAAAGCACACAAAGUUGUUCUCUCCGCGUGCAGUCCGUAUUUUGCGGCACUACUCUCUCAACAAUAUGACAAACACCCAAUCUUUAUUCUCAAAGAUGUGAAAUUUCAAGAAUUGCGCGCCAUGAUGGACUACAUGUAUCGUGGCGAAGUGAAUAUAUCACAAGAUCAAUUGGCUGCAUUGCUCAAGGCAGCUGAAUCCCUGCAAAUUAAGGGGCUGUCCGAUAGCCGAGGUAGCAGCGGAAGUGGUGGAUCGUCUCAGAAAGCUGAUACAUCAACAAAAACACACGCAAGUGUACCUGCAGCAAAGCAGACAAGUACUGGACUCACAAUAGAGCAGAAGAGGCCGCGUAUUGAGAAGCAGCAUCCCGCCACAUUGGACACAGAGCCAGAUGUGUCAGAUUCUCGAGAGGGGUCAACAAGUCCCAAUUCACGAAAGCGAAAGAAAUUUCGCCGGAGGAGCAUAGAAACAAACAAUAUUGGCGAUAAUCAUGACCAGCACUCAAAUUCCUCGUCACAUUCAAUGCCUCAUGCUGCUUUGUCCACCCAUACAACAUCAAUGCCAACUAUUACCUCAGCUACCUCUUCCGCAAGCGUAUUGAAUGUUACCAAAAAGACUGACCACCAAUCGCACGAAAGCAAGGGUGACAUUGAGAGGGAUGUGGAUGAUAGUGGUGAUGCCAGGGCGGAUGGUGGUGAGACCCAUCCAUUGCAAGUGUCACGAAGUAAACAGAGUGCUGCACAUGGUGGUGAAACGGAGUCAACGGCAAAAGAUAAAAUGGAACAUUCAACGCACCCGGACAUGCUGCUCGAACCAAAAAAUGAAUAUGACGAAAGCAACGAUGGCAAUGUUGAGGAUCUGACACUUGACGAUGAGGAAUUGCUCGAGGAUUUGGAACAAGCUGGACCCAGUCAUGGUGGCGGUGAAGGCUCUAGUCAAGGAUACGCUCAAUGGCAAAUUGAAAGAUCUCAAGAUGAAGUGUUUAUGGCCGGACAGGAAGCAGCUGGACAACAUCGGGAUGCACAAGAUGUGAAACGUGAAAUUACAUUUGGGGAUGUUCUCAGUGGAUGCCUCCUGGAAAAUGAGAAUAUUGUGGUGACACAGAAAAAUGAUAAAUUUGUUCUGCUGGAAAUCAAUACGCCAUCAACGGAAAAACGGAAAGAGACAGCUGAGGGGGAGACUAAAAGGGCAGUUAUUACGGAUAUCAGUGAUGCAAAGAGAGCUUUGCAGGAGCAAUCGCAGAAGGCGUCAAAGCCCACAGCUGUCACCACAUCUGUUGUCACAUCAGCUGCUGCUGCUGUUGUACCACCGAAAGUGGCAACGAAGAAUCAUCCACGGAUAAAGUACUCAAUGAAGCAGCCAGUCCCAGUGUCAAUGCACAAGCCAAUUAACAAAUUUGAACUUCUCAAUUUUUCCCUUUCGCGGAAGUAUGGGAAGCAAUUUGGGGAGGCAGCUGGGGCGCUAUUGGGUGGGGCUGCCACCGUGGGGGGUGUCAGUGUGGGAGGAGGAGGGAGUGCCGCGAGUGCAGCACCCAACACCACAACAGCAAGUGGUGGUGCAUCGACACUUAGUGUGAUCGAGACUGAAAUUGCCAAAGUACCCGCCUCAAUUAUAAUUGCACCAAAUUCCAAUAAGUCAUCCAAUAUAAAUGAAGAUCUCCAAUCAAGUAUCAUGGGUGAUUUGUCAAAUUACGAAAUUGACGACAUUGAAUUGCCCGAUGGUACACAAAUUGGCUUCUCGGACUCCACCACCGACAGCAUAGAGCGCGAUCAGACGCGUGCCGAUUCGAAUUACGAAAGUCGUUCGGCAGAUGACACCAAAUUUGCAUUCAUUGAGGGGCGUCCCCUGCAGAAUUAUGAAUUUUCCCAAAGUGACUCCAAUGACGAUGGGGGGCGGCAGUAUAUAUGUCGGCACUGUGGCAAGAAGUACAGGUGGAAGUCAACGUUGCGCCGGCAUGAGAAUGUGGAGUGCGGCGGGAAGGAGCCAAUGCAUCAGUGCCCACACUGUGCGUACAGGGCGAAGCAGAGGGGGAACCUCGGGGUGCACAUACGGAAGCACCAUUCGGAAAUGCCACAGCUGGAGACACGCCGAAAGCAUCGGUCAAUGUAGAUGGGGGUGUGGUUUGUGUGUGCUUCGCUGUAAGAACCCCUCUUGACACUCAUCAAUACCUUCCUUUGCUUCCUUGUCUCCUUUUGUACUUGAAUGAUUUUUUUUUCCUUUUUAAACAAAAAACGUUUGCAUCUCUUUUAGCGUUGCUCCCCUCAUAUUUUUUAUUUUAUUUUUAAAAACGAAAUAAUGCAUUAAACAUUAUGAGAUAUUUCUCCUUUUUUUUAGA